This is a messenger RNA of Plectropomus leopardus (leopard coralgrouper), 858 nucleotides long. The record is from RefSeq and is a predicted model, not a curated record. Lineage: Eukaryota; Metazoa; Chordata; Actinopteri; Perciformes; Serranidae.
CAUCCAGGGUUGAGGAAAUUAAUUUUCUUUGCAAUUGUCUCUUCAGAUUCAACGGCAGGGCCGGUUACGUCCCCUCCAUGAACCUGCAACCGUACAACAACCCCCGGGCUGGCCUGUACAGCCUGAACAGUAAGCUGCACAGCUCCACUCUGAACCUGGCGACCAGCAGGGACCCUCUGGCUGCUCAUCCACCCAGCACCAACCAAGAACCAGGUUCUCCCCGUCAGUCCAGAGUAGAGCCCAGUGUGCCCGGGCGUCUCCACAAAUCCCGAUCUCUGGAUGUCCUCUCUGAGACAUGGACGCAGAUGGAGAGGGACGCUUCCACCUCAAACGGCCAUGCACGCAGCCCUAGCAACAAAAGCACUGAGGUCAACUUCUCUGGCUCCUCUUCAAGCAACCAAUCGAACCUGAGAGACAGUCCUGCGGCCUCUUCCCAGCCGAGUGUCAGCGACAGCGGACGCAGCAGCCCUGAUCUCAGUCUCUCUGACCGCCGUGGCUCUGACACCAGCUCUGACAGCUCUGACAGCUCUAACAGCUCCGGGUCUGUCAACACUCCCAAGGUGCCACCCAGACCCAAAACUGAGGAGAUCCUGACCCGCUGCACCACCAUGACCCGCAAGGCAGCGCUGGCCACCAAGAGCCGGCUCCACAUUCAGCCAGAGUCCGUCCACAGCCGCUAGAGACCCAGCAGCUUCUAUCAGCUGCUGGAAGCCACAGGGUCACUCAGCAGCAGCAUUCACAGCUCUGCUGUCAGUUCUUGUCUGAGCAAAGAUGAAAGAUGCUGACAAGAUAAAUGUACGAUUUGAUCAAAUUUGAUCAUCUUUGAAUAACAAUAAUGUAGCUUCAGUGAAGCGUCAG